GAAGCUCCCCUGGAGAAGAAGGAGGUCUCUGAAGACAAGGAGGACAUCGAAGGGAACCUCCUGCGCCCCACCGGGGUCACCCUGAGAGGGGCCCACUUCUGCCUGAAGAUCUUCAAAGCUGAGGACUUGCCCCAGAUGGAUGACGCCGUCAUGGACAACGUCCGGCAGGUCUUCGGCUUCGAGAGCAACAAGAAGAACCUGGUCGACCCCUUCGUGGAAGUCAGCUUCGCGGGGAAGAUGCUCUACUCGAGGAUCCUGGAGAAGAACGCCAACCCCCAGUGGAACCAGUGCCUGACGCUGCCGGCGAUGUUCCCUUCCAUGUGCGAGAAGAUGCGGAUCCGGGUGACCGACUGGGACCGUCUCACGCACAACGACACCAUCGGCACCACCUACCUCUGCAUGUCCAAGAUCUCGGCGCCCGGCGGGGAGCUGGAGGAUGAGUUUCCUGCUCUCGCGAAGCCUCUGAAAGCCGCAGACCUGGACGACGGGCUGGGCUUCCUGCCGACCUUCGGCCCCUGCUACAUCAACCUCUACGGCAGCCCCCGGGAGUUCACCGGCUUCCCCGACCCUUACGAGACGCUCAAUUUGGGAAAGGGCGAGGGCGUCGCGUAUCGCGGCAGGGUGCUGGUGGAGCUGGAGACCAGGCUGGUGGAGCACGUGGAGCAGAAGGUGGAGGACAUCUCCGCCGAUGACAUCCUGAGGGUGGAGAAAUACCUGCGCCGGCGCAAGUACUCCCUCUUCGCCGCCUUCUACUCGGCCACCAUGCUCCAGGACGUGGACGACGCCAUCCAGUUCGAGGUCAGCGUCGGCAACUACGGCAACAAGUUCGACAACACCUGCCUGCCCUUGGCCUCCACCACGCAGUACAGCCGGGCCGUGUUCGACGGCUGCCAGUAUUACUACCUGCCCUGGGGCAACGUGAAGCCCGUGGUGGUGUUGUCGUCCUACUGGGAAGAUAUCAGCGCCCGGACUGAUGCUCAAAACCUCCUCCAGCACGCGGCAGACAGGCUGGAAGCCAACCUGGAGAAGGUCCAGCUCGCGCUGAAGGCCAAGUGCUCGCCGAGCGAGCUGGAGUCCCUGGGCGCCCAGCUGAUGGAUGAUAUCAUCGCCGACUGCAGCCUGCCCCUGCCCGACGUGCUGGGGAAGCCGGCCAGCACCCACCUGGACCAGAACAUGUACCGCUUCCGCAGCACCAACCUGGAGCAGAUGGUGCAGGCGGCGCUGAAGCUCAAGCACGAGGACUCGAGCCUGCCCGUGGUGCUGGAGCAGGCGGAGGACUGGCUCUGCAGGCUGAAGGCCAUGGCGGAGGAGCCGCAGAACAGCCUGCCCGAUGUGGUGAUCUGGAUGCUGCAGGGCGACAAGCGCGUCGCCUACGCCCGCGUGCCAGCCCACGAGGUCCUCUUCUCCAAGAACAUCCCCGGCUGCUGCGGCAAGAACUGCGGGAGGCUGCAGACCAUAUUCCUCAAGUACCCCCAGGAGGAGGCAAUGGGAGCGAGGAUCCCUGUGCAGAUCCGGGUGCAGCUCUGGUUUGGGCUGUCCGUCGACGAGAAGGAGUUCAACCAGUACGCCGAGGGGAAGCUCUCCGUCUUUGCCGAAACCUACGAGAACCAGACCAAGCUGGCGCUGGUGGGGAACUGGGGCACCACCGGCCUGACUUACCCCAAGUACUCGGAUGUCACGGGCAAGAUCAAACUGCCCAAGGACAGCUUCCGACCCUCCACGGGCUGGACCUGGGCCGGCGACUGGUUCAUCUGCCCGGAGAGGACGCUGCUGCACGAGGCGGACGCCGGGCACCUGAGCUUCGUGGAGGAGGUGUUCGAGAACCAGGUCCGGCUGCCGGGGGGGCAGUGGAUCCACAUGGCCGAUGCCUACACCGACGUGAACGGGGAGAAGGUCCUGCACAAGGACGAGAUCGAGUGUCCUCCGGGCUGGAAAUGGGAAGACGCGGAGUGGGACACCGACCUCAACAGAGCCGUGGAUGAGAAAGGCUGGGAGUACGGCAUCACCAUCCCGCCGGACCGCAAGCCCAAGGCCUGGGUGCCGGCCGAGAAGAUGUACCACACCAACCGGCGGCGGCGCUGGGUGCGGCUCCGCCGGAGGGACCUCGCGCAGAUGGAGGCCAUGAGGAAGCACAAGCAGGAGGAGCUGGACGGAGAGGGCUGGGAAUACGCCUCGCUCUUCGGCUGGCGCUUCCACAUGAAGCCCCGCCGCACCGACGCCUUCCGCCGCCGCCGCUGGAGGCGCAGGAUGGAGCCCCUGGAGCGCACCGGUGCCGCCGCCGUCUUCGCCUUGGAGGGGGCCCUGGGGGGAGUGAUGGACGACCGGAGCGAUGAUGGCAAAUCUGUGUCCACCCUCAGUUUCGGUGUCAACAGACCCACCAUUUCCUGCAUUUUUGACUAUGGGAACAGAUACCACCUGCGCUGCUACAUGUACCAGGCUCGGGACCUGAUCGCCAUGGACAAGGACAGCUUUUCAGAUCCGUAUGCCAUUGUUUCCUUCCUCCACCAAAGCCAGAAGACGGUGGUGGUCAAGAACACCCUGAACCCCACCUGGGACCAGACGCUCAUCUUCUAUGAGAUAGAGAUCUUCGGGGACCCCCAGAAGGUGUCCGACUCCCCUCCCAACAUCGUGGUGGAGAUAUAUGACCACGACACCUACGGCGCGGACGAGUUCAUGGGGCGCUGCGUGUGCAAGCCCAGCCUGCAGCGCUCGCCGCGGCUCUCCUGGCACCCGGUCAGCAAGGGCAGCAGGAACGUCGGGGAGCUGCUGGCGUCCUUCGAGCUGAUUCAGAGGGAGAAGCCGGCUGUCCAUCACAUCCCUGGCUUCGAGAACGAGCUCUCCUCCAGUCUGGAUGAGUCCGCAGACUCCGACCUGCCGUACCCGCCGCCCCAGCGGGAGCCCAACAUCUACAUGGUGCCCCAGGGGAUCAAGCCGGUCCUGCAGCGCACGGCCAUCGAGAUCCUGGCCUGGGGGCUGAGGAACCUCAAGAGCUACCAGCUGGCCAGUGUCACCUCGCCCAGCCUGCUGGUGGAGUGCGGUGGGCAGCUCGUGCAGUCCUGCGUCAUCAAGAACGUCAAGAAGAACCCCAACUUCGACGUCUGCGUGCUCUUCAUGGAGGUGCGUUUGCCCAGCGAGAGCCUGUACAGCCCCCCCAUCAUCAUCAAAAUCAUCGACAACCGGCCGUUCGGCCGCAGGCCCGUGGUGGGGCAGUGCACCGUCCGCUCGCUGGAGGACUUCUACUGCGACCCCUACCACGAGGAGGCCGCCGGGCCCCAGGAGCACGCAGAUGACGUGAGCCUCACGCCCAGGGACGAUGUCCUCAUUGACAUCGAUGACAAAGAGCCCCUUCUUCCUGCCCAGCUUGCGGAGGGUUUGACCAGCUCAGCACUAAUUAACAUGCCAGCUUCUCGGUCCGAGCCUCAUAAGAUACCAUGGGAGGAAGAAUUCAUUGACUGGUGGAGCAAAUUCUACGCUUCCACGGGAGAGAGGGAAAAAUGUGGUUCCUACUUGGAGAAGGGCUUUGACACCCUGAAGGUCUACGAGACGGAGCUGGAGAACGUGGAGGACUUCGAGCAUCUCUCCGACUUCUGCCACACCUUCAGGCUGUACCGCGGGCGGUCGCAGGACUCCAAUGAUGACCCCUCGGUCGUGGGGGAGUUCAAGGGGUCGUUCCGAAUUUACCCCCUGCCCGACGACCCGAGGGUCCCGGCGCCGCCCCGGCAGUUCCACCAGCUGCCGGCCAGAGGGCCCCAGGAGUGCCUCGUCCGGGUCUACAUCGUCCGAGCCUUCGGCCUCCAGCCCAAGGACUCCAACGGGAAGUGUGAUCCCUAUGUGAAGAUUUCAGUGGGAAAGAAAUCCAUAAAUGACCAAGAAAAUUACCUCCCCUGUACGCUGGAGCCUGUCUUUGGAAAGAUGUUCGAGCUGAGCUGCACCCUGCCCCUGGAGAAGGACCUGAAGAUCACGCUCUAUGACUACGACCUCCUGUCGAAGGAUGAGAAGAUUGGGGAGACCGUCAUAGACCUGGAGAACCGCUUCCUGUCAAAAUACGGGGCCCGCUGUGGGCUUCCCCAAACCUACUGUGUUUCUGGACCCAACCAGUGGCGAGACCAGCUCCGUCCUUCCCAGCUGCUUCACCUCUUCUCCCUGCAGCACAACUACAAGGCUCCCACCUACAAGUCCGACCGGGUCAUCUUCCGGGAGCAGGAGUACAUCCUCUCCGAACUGGAGGAUGGCAAACCCAUCAACCCCCACCUGGGGCCGGUGGAGGAGCGACUCGCCCUGUACGCGCUGCGCAAGCAAGGGCUGGUGCCGGAGCACGUGGAGACCAGGCCUCUCUACAGCCCCCUCCAGCCAGAGAUCGAGCAGGGAAAGCUACAGAUGUGGGUGGAUCUGUUUCCAAAAUCUUUGGGUCAGCCCGGUCCCCCUUUCAACAUCAUGCCACGCAAAGCCAAGAGGUUCUACUUGCGCUGCAUCAUCUGGAACACCAAGGACGUCAUCCUCGACGACCUCAGCAUCACCGGGGAGAAGAUGAGUGACAUCUACGUCAAAGGCUGGCUGGUUGGCCACGAGGAGAACAAGCAGAAGACAGAUGUGCACUACAGGUCUAUGGGAGGAGAGGGCAACUUCAACUGGAGGUUCAUCUUCCCCUUUGACUACCUCCCUGCUGAGCAGAUGUGUUACAUUGCAAAAAAGGAGCACUUCUGGAGCUUGGACAAGACAGAAAAUAAGAUUCCGCCGCAGCUUAUCUUCCAGAUCUGGGACAAUGACAAGUUCUCUUUUGAUGACUACUUGGGCUCCAUUCAGAUGGAUCUCAACAGGAUGCCCAAGCCUGCCAAGACCGCUGAGAAGUGCUCCCUGGAGCUUGUAGAUGAGAGCUUGUCUUCAGGCCGCUUCGUGUCCCUCUUUGAGCAGAAAACUGUCAAGGGCUGGUGGCCCUGCGUUGCUGAGCAGGAUCAGAAGAAGAUCCUGGCGGGCAAACUGGAAAUGACUCUGGAAAUUGUGGCCGAACAGGAGCAUGAAGAGCGGCCAGCUGGCAUGGGUCGGGAUGAGCCAAACAUGAACCCCAAGCUGGAGGACCCCAAGCGCCCAGAGACCUCCUUCCUGUGGUUCACCUCCCCGUACAAGACCCUGAAGUACAUCCUGUGGCGGCGGUACAAGUGGGUGGUCGUCCUGGCCAUCUUGCUCUUCAUUUUGCUGCUUUUCCUGGGGAUCUUCAUCUACGCCUUCCCGAACUACGCUGCUAUGAAACUGGUGAAACCUUUCCAGUGAAGCUGUGCUGGCAAAUGCAUGGAAGGUCCGGUGCCUGCCUGGGGAUUUUGGAAGGAAGCUGCGGCUCUGCACUGGAUCACAUCAGCAGGUGGAGCUGGAGCUGGGGCAGCCUCUCUCCAGCCCAGGCUGCUGCCAAAAUGAAGACAAGACUUUCCCCGAUGCAGAAUACCACCUGCAGCACUCACCUCGGAAGCAGUGCGUAAACAAGACCUCCUCUGAGAUAUUUCUUAUUUUCCUUUUUUUUUUCCUUUUUUUUCUUUUUUCAGUUAAGCUGUUCUGAUCUUUAAAGCUUGAAUACCAAUGCAAAGCUGAAGAGGGUGGGUGAGCAAAGGACCUUUUCGUGUAUAGCCCGUGAGCACACAAAGAUGCAGCAGGCCUUAGUGGGGGAGUUUUGGGCUGCUGGCGCAAGCAGCGUGUGCCUGCUAAAAUCUCUCAGGUUCUGAGCACACUUUUCUUUGCACUCUGAACAAGCCUUAGUUUUCCUUUGCCGUGUAAUGUGUAUUACCUGGUUUAUAAUGUGUAAAGUCUACCAAAGAU
Molecule: messenger RNA, 5805 nt
Organism: Oxyura jamaicensis (ruddy duck)
Lineage: Eukaryota; Metazoa; Chordata; Aves; Anseriformes; Anatidae
Gene: DYSF
Product: dysferlin
Biological process (GO): monocyte activation involved in immune response; macrophage activation involved in immune response; negative regulation of phagocytosis
Cellular component (GO): membrane; cytoplasmic vesicle; T-tubule
Molecular function (GO): calcium ion binding; calcium-dependent phospholipid binding
Source: RefSeq, a predicted model, not a curated record